Camelina sativa (false flax) is the source of this 1803-nucleotide messenger RNA. RefSeq lists its product as uncharacterized. The record is from RefSeq and is a predicted model, not a curated record. NCBI's taxonomy places the organism in Eukaryota, Viridiplantae, Streptophyta, Magnoliopsida, Brassicales, Brassicaceae.
AAAGAAACUGUAACCUCUCUGUCUCUCUCUCUAAUCUCUUAUCUCCCAUACACUGACAAUUUCACUUUACAAAAAAAAAAAGCAAAGACUCUCCACUCACAAUCUCUACAAAAUCAUUUUACAGAAAAGGCAGGAAGAGUGUUUUCUCUCUCUCUCUCUUUUCUCUCACACUCUCUCCACUAGAGGCUGCAACAUGUUGACGAGCUUACCGUUCCUGAAUGCAACUUCAAUCCCAUCUCCGUCGUCACCGGUACCUUUUCUCCGACGACCUCACAUUGUUUCCCGCCAAAACACUCUUCCUGCCUUUUCUGUUAAAGCUGACUCUCAGCGCCUUAGCUCCUCUCCUUCUUUACAUUCUUCUCUGUUUUCACCGUUUGGUAGCCGAUGCAAGAGAUUUAUCGGACAGUAUCCGAUACGAUCAGUUACAGUAAGAUCGCAGUUAAGCACGCCUCUCAUUUCUCCCAACGAUGAAUGGGGAAUGUGGACUGCUCUCUUCGCCACUGGAGCUUUCGGUAUUUGGUCGGAAAAGACAAAAAUAGGAAGUGCGAUGAGCGGUGCACUAGUGAGCACUCUAAUAGGACUUGCAGCUAGCAAUUUAGGGAUCAUUUCUUCAGAAGCUCCUGCUUUCUCUGUAAUGAUGAACUUCUUGCUCCCGUUAGCUGUUCCUCUGCUUUUGUUUAGAGCAGAUCUUCGCCGUGUGAUUCAAUCUACUGGAAAACUUCUCUUUGCUUUUCUCAUCGGAUCAUUUGCUACAACGGUUGGGACUGUUUUGGCUUACUUACUCGUACCGAUGAAAUCGCUUGGUUCUGAUAGUUGGAAAAUAGCAGCUGCCCUUAUGGGAAGACAUAUUGGUGGAGCUGGAAACUACAUUGCAAUAGCGAAAGCUCUCGAUGUAUCUCCUUCAGUGAUAGCUGCUGGACUUGCUGCUGAUAGUGUUAUAUGUGCAUUGUAUUUCAUGUCAUUGUUUGCUUUAGCCUCUAAAAUACCUGCUGAAUCUGCACCACCAGAAAGUACUAGUGAUGAUGGUGUGAUUGUCAAGAAAAGCAGAGACAAAAUUACUGUGAUACAAAUGGCUACAGGAAUAGUUGUGUCCUUAGCUAUAUGCAAAGUUGCAACUGUUUUCACAACGUAUUUAGGGAUUUCGGGCGGUAGCUUACCAGCGAUAACUGCUAUAGUUGUUGUUUUAGCAACUAUAUUUCCGUCUCAAUUCGACCAUCUCGCACCAUCUGGAGAAGCAAUGGCUCUAGUUCUGAUGCAGGUGUUCUUUGCAGUGUUGGGAGCAAGUGGAAACAUAAGGAGUGUAAUAAGCACAGGUCCAAGCAUAUUUAUGUUUGCUUUGUUACAAAUAGUGAUACAUCUUGGGGUGUUACUAGGAAUAGGGAAGGUGAUGAAGAUAGAGCUACGGCUUUUGCUUCUUGCAUCAAACGCAAAUGUUGGUGGACCAACAACUGCUGCGGGAAUGGCUACGGAAAAGGGAUGGAGCUCUUUGAUAGUUCCCGGGAUUCUUGUCGGAAUAUUUGGGAUCGCCAUUGCAACAUUCCUAGGGAUUGUGUUUGGGGUUAAAGUCCUCAAGUUCAUGUGAUGUUUUAACUUUCAAGUCCCGUGAAUGUAAAAAAUUCGAUAAGUUUGCUCAUCCCAAAGAUUAGUGGAACGGUCCAACCUAUUUUUAGCUCCAUUCUACAUUUUGAAAAUGGGGUUUUUCUCCAAUCUCUAUUUCUCUUUUUUUUUAACUUAAAAAAAGUAUAUUAUAAGUAUAUUCUUUUUUAUAUUUCAUUUUUAAUUUUUGUAAUUAUCGUCUGCUUA